Molecule: messenger RNA, 4261 nt
Organism: Meriones unguiculatus (Mongolian gerbil)
Lineage: Eukaryota; Metazoa; Chordata; Mammalia; Rodentia; Muridae
Gene: Tnfrsf4
Product: TNF receptor superfamily member 4
Exons: 7
Coding region: 3258-4106 (282 amino acids)
Biological process (GO): inflammatory response
Molecular function (GO): tumor necrosis factor receptor activity; protein binding
Source: RefSeq, a predicted model, not a curated record
ACCAGGCGCUCUGGUCCCGCCAUGGGCUUACUGCACUGUGGGAAAUCAUGCAACUCUUGCGAUUUCCUUGAAAAAGGAAAGAUUAAGAUAAAAUUAGAUCAUGUUUCUCUGGAAAUGAUCAACCCCACAGUUCUGGUAAGGGGUGGCAGGCCAUUGGGGUAGGAUCUUCCUCAGACACCUCAGAACCAUGCAGGAUCCCUGACUGCCUUGUGAGAAAGUGCAGAUGUUUGUUGUCACAAGCAUCAUUACUUUAAAACAGAAUUGCGUUUUUCUCACUUUUUCUUUUUUUUUUUCCAGACAGGGUUUCUCUGUGUAGUCCUAGCUGUCCUGGAACUUAGCGGUCUACCUACCUAUGCUUCCAAAGUGCUGGGAUUAAAGGCAUGCAUUGCCACUGCCCGGCAACACAUUGCCUUUUUUAGGUGGAAAAAAGAAAACAUCGUGGCUAGGUAGCUUACAUUAGAAGCUUUUGAGGUGGACACUGGUUAAAGGGGUUUGUAGCUUUCAAUAAAUAUUGAUUCUCCUCAUAGAAGUGAAAAUAGGACCUGAAGGCAAGACAUGGAAGAGAGUGGUGGGAUUUCAUGCAUUAGGAAGCUUAUGUGGGAUCAAGUUGGGCUAUGAGGUUAAGAUCAGCAUCAGAGCCUGAGCUGGUCAAGGUCCCAGGAUUAGUGUUCCUGAAGGUUUGUUUUAGUAUUCGGGACCACCACCUAGGUUUGUUAGGACAGCUGAUUCCUCAUCAGUUCUAGGCCUGCUCUAGAUACAUGACCCAGUUUCUUCCACAGGACCCUACUUCUGUGUGUUGUAUUGAGGGUGUGGGAUAUGAAGCAUGGAUCCUCAUAGUUGUUAGAGUGUGGUGGCACCUGAGCUGGUUCCUAGGCAAAGAUGAGACUUCAGGACCCAGAAUGAUAAUGUGGACAGGAAGGUCUUAGCCAGUCCCAGCCUCUGGGUAUCCCAGAGUGAUAGAACACACUACUCUGAAAUAUGGACCUCUCAGCAGACUAUCACCCUUGACCACCAUCCCCAUCCUGCUCUUGCUCAUGCCUUGGCCUGGAGUGUCGUGGCUGAGAUGGCCUCCAGGACCCUAUCUCCAGAUGAAGGUGCAGCGCAGCCCUGGAAGCCAGCAGGUACCUGGCAGGUAGCUAUUGCACAGUAGCACCGCUCUUUCAAAGGUUCUGAUGACUUCCAGCCUGGUACUCAAAGGGCAGCAGCCUGUGGGAGCUGCUGAGGUGCCUUAUUUUGUGGAACUGAAGUGGUGAGUGGGGCUCAGAGCUGUUGUCUCCCCUGAAAUUUUUAGGGGUCACCAGCUCAGUGGAUACAGUAAGGCCAGCUACUGCCAGUGAUCUUUCUAGUACCAUGAAAGCUAUUCAGUUCAGUGUGGUCCUGGAUGGAAGCAGCUUCAAACAGAACGGUCCUGCUGUCCUGCUGAGAUCCUCUGCAGGGAGUCUCUAGGAACAGGAACAGAGGACACAUCCAGGCUUCUCUGUACCUCUGUUGACCUGUGUGCAGAGGCUAAGCUGCUUGGCCAGAUGUGACAGCCAAGAAUAGCAGAGUUCUGAGGGGAGGAACCAUCAGUACCUCCAAGCUGCCUGACCUCAGGAGAGACCAUGAGUUGAAUGUGAGUUUUACCUUCCUUCCUGCUCACUUGGACUGGAGAAUGCUCUACAGGAUGCCCUGAGGAUUCUUCUCCAGGACCUUCAGUGUACUUCAGAAGCAUGGGGAGGCCACGCUUUGUAACCCCUUGGCCCACUCUGGGUUUUCCACCUACUUCCUAGCUCACCCUGACCUUCCAGGCUAGGAGUUUCCAUACGAGGACCGGGGACUUCUGCUUUCACCUGUGAUCUUGGGUGGGGGAUUUCCAGCUCCAGUCCUGUGCCUCAUUCUGCAGCUUGACUAUUCCUGUACUUUAUUUUUAUUUUUAUUUUUUAUUUUUAAAACAGAUUAUCCAUCUAUAACCUAGGCUAGCCUGGAAUUUGCAGUCAUCAUGUGUUUGUCUCCUGAAAACUGGGAUUACAGGUGUGCACCAUUGUGCAUAACUAUAGCAUGUAAAUUUCCAAUCAAUUUGGGAAUUGAUAAUUGUGCCAUGUCACAGUUUAAAUGUGUGAUAAGGACACUGAAUCCCUGCUAAUUCACUUCCUUCUUCAGUACAGUGGUUUCUAUGUAAGAAAAGGUAGCCUGGGUUGAGCCCAGUGACACACAUCUGUCAUGUAUUUGGGAGAUAGGUCAUCACGAUGGUUCACCGGUUAAAAACAUUUGCCAGAACCCAAAUUUGGUUCUCAGUAUUCAUAUCAGGCAGCUUACAACUACCUAUAACUCCUGCUCCAGGGGAAUCAGACACUUCUGGCCUCCUAGGGCACCGAUGCCACAUGCGUAUAUUUUCCCUAACACACACACACAGUUAAAAAUAAACUAAAUGUUUUAAAAAAGAAAAAAGAUGGAAGCAUAGGCUAUAGAAUAAUUUCAAAUGUCAGCUUGGGCAAUUUAGUGAAACUGUUCAAAAUAAAACUUGAAGAGUGCUGUGGAUAUAGCUCAGUGGUAGAACACUUGUCCAACAUGUAAAAGAACUUAGGUUUUUAGUACUACCAAAAAUUUUUUAAAUAUUUUUUUUGAAAAAAGAAGGAAAAAAGUGCAUUGACACUGGAGAGCUGGCUUAGUAGUUAAACUUGUACUGUUCUUUUUGGAUGUUUUUCUUUUUGAGACAAGGUGUCUCUGUUAUGUAAUCCUGGUUGUCCUGAAAUUUACUAUGUAGAUUAUUAGGCAGAGCUGCCUACUUGUGUCUCCUACAUACUGGGAUUAAAAGGGUGCAAUGCCCUGGCCAGUGGUAAGAGCAUGUAUUCUAGAGGACCUAAGCUUAGUUCCUAGCACUCAGCACAGUGGCUCACAGCUGCCUUUAACCCCAGCUCUUCUGACUUCUGUGGGCAUUAUACUUAUAUUGCACAUACCUGCCUCCUCAAAGAAGAAACAAUUAAAAAUAAACAUUUUUUCUUAAAAAAAUUGCUUCUGUGCGCAUUUGUGUUUCUGUAUGUUUCAUAUACAUAUGUUGGGUACCUCCCUUCACAUGCCUCAAUGGCCCGAAGCACUUUCCAGCUUGUUAUGGCACUUUGCACACGCCCGUGUCAUAUACACAGUAACACAGGUAUAAAAUAUGUUCACAUACCUUCCUGCCUCUCCGCCUACUCUUCUCGCCCCUCCUCCAUAGCUCUUAUAGCCACAUCCUGCAAGGAAAAACCCCAGACUCCUGUGAAGGCAGAGCCCAUACAAGGAUGUGUGUGUGGGCUCAGCAGCCCACAGCACUUCUGCUCCUGGGACUCAUACUUGGAGUUACAGCCAGGCUCAACUGUGUUGAAGAUACCUACCCUCAUGGUCACAAGUGCUGCAAUGAGUGCCAGCCAGGCAACGGUAUGGUGAGCCGCUGUGAUCACACCAGAGACACUGUGUGCCACCCUUGUGAACCUGGCUUCUACAAUGAGGCGGUCAAUUAUGAUAGCUGCAAGCGGUGCACACAGUGCAACCAGCGAAGCGGGAGUGAACUCAAGCAGAAUUGCACACCUACUCAGGAUACUGUCUGCCAAUGCAAGCCAGGCACCCAACCCCGGCAAGACAGCAGCCACAAGCCUGGAGUUGGUAAGCUUCCAGGUGGCCCCCUAUACCAGGAAGACUGUGUUCCCUGCCCUUCUGGCCACUUUUCUCCAGGCAACAACCAGGCCUGCAAGCCCUGGACCAACUGUACUUUAUUUGGGAAGCAGACACGGCAUCCAGCCAGUACCAGCUUGGACACAGUCUGUGAAGACAAAAGCCUCCUGGCCACACUGCCCUGGGAGACCCAGAGCCCUACAUUCAGGCCAGCCACUGUCCCGUCCACUACAGUCUGGCCCAGGACUUCUCUGUUGCCCUCUACACCCACCUUGGUGGCUCCUAGGGGUCCUGCAUUUGCUGUUAUCCUAGGCCUAGGCCUGGGUCUGCUGGCUCCCUUGACUGUUCUGCUGGCCUUGUACUUGCUCCGAAAGGCUGGGAGGUUGCCUAACACUCCCAAACCAUACUGGGGAAACAGCUUCAGGAUCCCUAUCCAGGAGGAACAGGCUGACACACACUUUACUAUGGCCAAGAUCUGAACAGUACCUCAGGAGUGGAUUUUAUGGGGCAUAGGCAAUCCAUAUCCUGAAGCCUGCCAGUGCCCUCCACACCGUUCUAGGUGCUGGGCUGGCUCUGUAUGCUGUGCAUACUGUCUACCUGCUGGUACUCCCAAUAAACAUGCUGGCAACUGUGA